Messenger RNA from Trichogramma pretiosum, 1278 nucleotides. RefSeq lists its product as uncharacterized. The transcript has a single exon. The coding region runs from base 22 to 1218 and encodes 398 amino acids. The record is from RefSeq and is a predicted model, not a curated record. NCBI's taxonomy places the organism in Eukaryota, Metazoa, Arthropoda, Insecta, Hymenoptera, Trichogrammatidae.
CUAGCACAGACCGGUAACGACAUGUCUCUUUUGACCGAAGAUGUAUACGUUAUAAUUUCUCGGGCAAUUAGUCCCCAUGCUAAAGUGCUCGAUCAUCGUAUAGAACCUUUUUCGGACGGAAAAAAUGGUAUUUUCGGCGAACAUCGAUUGUUAGUGGUCGAAGUUGAGCUAGCUGGAGCUAAUAUAACCAAGAGUUUCUUCGUUAAAACACCGCCAGAAUCAUCCUUAAUCACCGAUUUCAUCAUGGACGAAUCAACGUUUGUAGAGGAAGUGCAUUUUUAUCAGCAAAUUCAACCGCUUAUGAUGCAAAAUUAUAAAGGUGAAUCAUGGUCUCCAAACUGUUACUUAACAAAAAAAAACUUGCUUGUUUUUGAAGAUUUGCGAAGUCAAAAUUAUACAACUCGAUCCGAUUUCCCAAUGGAUGGUCAAUCAAUCAAACAAACACUGGCGACUUUAGCAAGAUUUCAUGCAUCGUCAGUUUUAACGGAAAAAAAAUUAGGCAGAUCAUUGAAACAAGCUUUUCCUGGAUCAUUUGAAGAAAUAGUAUAUACAAAAAAUAAAAAAUUUGCACUCUCAACUCCAAUUGCUUAUGAGGCAAUGAAAAUGAUGGCAACCAAGUAUGGUUUCGAAGACAGUGUCAACCUUGUGCCUAAAAUACACGAUAGAGUUCACAAUUUAGUGAGAGAACGAAAAGAUCAAUGCAAUGUUAUAUGUCACUCUGAUUUAUGGAGGAACAACAUAAUGUUCAAUGAUGAAGGCGGAGAAUCAAGUUGCAUACUCGUAGAUUUUCAGCUACUACGUUAUGCAUCACCAGCCGUCGAUAUUCACAUGUUUCUCUACUUAAAUACGACCCUUGAGUAUCGAAAAACGAAUGAAAUGCUUUUGUUCAAACAUUACUACUCAGUUUUUAGUGAAACGCUGGUCAAGAAUUCGUGUGAACUAAAUGGAGUAUUGUCUUAUUCAGAAAUGCUGAAAAAUUAUCAAAAGCAUAAAUUAGUUGGAAUGACCUAUGCUGCAAUGUACGGACCUGGACUUCACUUGAAACCAACUGAGGUGGCCAAGCUCAUGAAUGACGCAAAAUUGUUGACUAACUGGUUCAUGCACGAUCGUAAUAGUUUUAUAAAAUCUAACUUAGAUGCCGACCCAGUUUAUGAAGAAAAAAUUAAAAAUAUUAUUUACGAAUUGAUGGAAGAGGCGAAACAAACGUUUAAUUCUUAAUUCAGUUCAAACAUGUAUGAAAUAUCGAAUUUUCGUGAAAUAAAUUUACUUUUAUAAAAA